AUGCAGUUCUGGUCCUUGGGCUUUCCUGGGGAGCCCAUCACCUUGCCGCCCCGAGAGCUGCUGCCCAUGCGCACGGCUCGCGCGCGGCUCUGCGUGAAGCGGGCCGCGUGCGGGGGGCGCAACGUGCGCAUCGCAGGCAUCAAAGUGCUCACCAAGCGCCUCAAGCGCCGGCGGGAGGAUGAGAGCCGCCUGGCUGACCGGCUUUGGUCGAACCAGGAGUUUGCAGACAUUGCCGUGCGGGCCAACGACGGGGUUGAGAUAAAAGCUCAUCGUGCAGUCCUGGGCAUCGCCUCCCCGGUCUUCCGGUGCAUGCUGACGUCGCCGAUGAAGGAAGGCGCCUUCGGAGAGGUGGCUCUGCCCUGCAGCGAAAGUGUGGUCCGCGCGCUGCUGAAGCACUGCUACGGCCUUCCCUAUGAUGGCAGCUUGAACCUGGAGGAUGAGCUGGCUCUUGUGGAGCAGGCGCACGCCUUUGAGCUCACAAGCCUGUGCGAGGAUGCGGCAUUUUCUGCCAUCGAACGCUUGAGCGAGAACACGGUGGUGCCACUCAUCAAAGGCCUCCGCACAUUCUACAAGGCUGGGGCACUCAAGGAGGAGUGGGAGAAUUUGGUUCGACAAGUACGGGCAAAUCCUGAUUUGUGCCAUGCAGUUCUUCUGACCGGCUGA
Effrenium voratum is the source of this 663-nucleotide messenger RNA. Lineage: Eukaryota; Dinophyceae; Suessiales; Symbiodiniaceae. The record is from the annotation of a GenBank genome assembly.